Messenger RNA from Lodderomyces orthopsilosis Co 90-125, 1281 nucleotides. RefSeq names its product proteasome regulatory particle lid subunit (gene RPN6). Gene Ontology annotation, cellular component: proteasome regulatory particle, lid subcomplex. The transcript has a single exon. Lineage: Eukaryota; Fungi; Ascomycota; Pichiomycetes; Serinales; Debaryomycetaceae. The record is from RefSeq and is a predicted model, not a curated record. Gene Ontology annotation, molecular function: structural molecule activity. The coding region runs from base 1 to 1281 and encodes 426 amino acids. Gene Ontology annotation, biological process: ubiquitin-dependent protein catabolic process.
AUGCCAGAACAAGCAUUGAUAGAAGAGGCAAGAGAGGCAGUCAACAACAAGCAAUAUGAUGUUGCGGAGACAAAGUACCAAAAAUUUCUAGAGGACUCAAGACAAGAACCUUCCACGUCGGCCAAAGUGUUACAACUUCAAGAAAAUGCCAUUUUAGAGUUGGGAAAGAUUUACAAAAUAUUGCUUCAACCUCAAAAGCUUUCACAAUUGCUAACAGAUUCCAGACAACUUCUUGGGAACUUUGCCAAGUCAAAGACUGCUAAAAUUGUCAGAACUUUGAUUGAGUAUUUUGACAACUUGACUGAUGCAUUGGAUGUACAAAUCGAUGCCACAAGGAAAUCAAUUGACUGGGCAGUGGAAUCAAAGUUAUCCUUUUUAAGGCAAAACUUGCAAUUGAAACUCAGUGACCUCUUGUACCAAAAGCACCAAUACCAUGAAGCAUUGAAGUACAUAAAUGAGUUGUUGAGAGAAUACAAGAAAUUAGAUGACAAGUCAUCAUUGGUGGAAGUUCAAUUAUUGGAGAGUAAGAUAUACCAUGCUUUGCGAAAUAUUGCAAAGUCCAAAGCAGCUUUGACUAGUGCAAGAACCUCAGCCAACUCAAUUUAUUGUCCAACGUUAUUACAAGCAGAAUUGGAUUGUCAAAGUGGAAUCUUAAACAUGGAAGAUAAGGACUACAAAACGGCAUUUUCAUACUUUUACGAAAGCUUCGAAGGAUUUAACUCUCAGCAACUGGAUGAAAACUCCAAAACCGCCGUCAAAGUUUUGAAAUAUAUGUUGUUGUCAAAAAUUAUGUUGAAUUUGAUUGAUGAUGUCAAUAAUAUUUUGAAGAACAAAAACGUGGUUCAAUAUCAGUCCAAAGACAUAGAUGCAAUGAAGUCGAUCGCCGUGGCGUAUUCCAAUAGAUCAUUAAAAGAGUUUGAAAGUAGUUUGAUUCAAUAUUCCGCCGAAUUGAAAUCUGAUGAAAUUAUCAAAAACCACUUCAACUCAUUGUAUGAUCAAUUGUUACAAGUGAACUUGUUGAAAAUUAUAGAGUCAUACGAGUGUGUUGAAUUAGAACACAUUGCCAAGGUGAUUGGGUUAAAUGUUAAGCAAGUUGAAGGUAAAUUGAGUCAGAUGAUUUUGGAUAAAGUUUUUUACGGAGUCUUGGACCAAGGUAAUGGAUGGCUUGUCAUUUACGACGAACCAAAAAAAGAUGCAGCGUAUGAAGCUUCGUUGGAUUUGGUUAAAAACUUGUCGGGUGUUGUGGACUUGUUGUAUGAGAAAGCAACUGCAUUAAAUUAG